AUGAAACUAGAUGAUCUAUAUACAAACAAAACACUAAUAUACAAUAGUCCAUUUUCAGAUAUAUGUAAAGUAAAACCAAUUCCUGAAUCACCAUAUAUAACAGAAAAUCAAAAAACAAAACAAUAUGUUGUAUUAAAAAUAGUUGAUUUAGAUUUUAAAAUCCCACCACAUUCAAUAACUAGAGAACUAGAAGUAUUGAAAAAAUUACAACAUCACCAAAAGAAAGAUGGAUAUGUUGGUAUAAUUGAAUAUCUUAAUGAUUUUCAAAUUAUUGAUGAUAAGUUUUUAGUAUUGGAUUUUUAUCCAUUUACUUUAAAUCAAUUAAUACAAACACCUAAAUAUAUGAGUAAAACGUUAAAAUUUGGAUCAAUUGAUGAAAAAGGAGAUAUGAAACAUAUUAUUAAAAAUAAAAUUAAUAAUUCUGAUAUUAAAAUAUUUUUACAAAAUUUAAUUAAUUCAAUUAAAUUUAUACAUUCAAAUGAAAUUAUCCAUAGAGAUUUAAAACCAAGUAAUAUUUUUUUUAAAGAUGAUGAUAUAACUCAACCAAUUAUAGGAGAUUUUGGAUGUUGUUAUAAUUUACAAAAUCCUCCAGAAGAUGAACCGUUUGAUUUAAAAUAUGUUGAUAUUUCUUCAAGUAUAUAUAAAUCACCAGAAUUAUUAUUAGGAAUAACUAAUUAUUCAUAUGAAGUAGAUUAUUGGAGUAUUGGUAUAAUUUUAACAAUUUUAUAUUCUAAAAAUUUUAAAUCAAUAUUAAUAAAAAAUGAAAAUGAAUUAAAUAAUGAUUCACAAAUAAAUGAUUUACAUUUACUUGUAUGUAUUUUUAAAACUUUUGGUACUCCAACUUAUUUAAAAGAAGAUGAAAAUGAUGAAAAUUUAUAUUGGCCAGAAUUAAAUAAUGAUGAUUUACAUUUUAAAAAAUUUAAUUUACAAAAAUUACCAAGAUUAUCAAUACUGGAAAUUUUACCAAAUUCUAAUGAUGAAUAUGUUGAAAAAUUAUUUUCGAACUUAAUAAGAUAUGAUAGAAGUAAAAGAAAAAUGUAUAUAGAAGAUUAA
Lodderomyces jiufengensis is the source of this 1053-nucleotide messenger RNA. RefSeq names its product cyclin-dependent protein kinase-activating kinase (gene CAK1). The record is from RefSeq and is a predicted model, not a curated record. Lineage: Eukaryota; Fungi; Ascomycota; Pichiomycetes; Serinales; Debaryomycetaceae. Gene Ontology annotation, biological process: protein phosphorylation. Gene Ontology annotation, cellular component: nucleus. The coding region runs from base 1 to 1053 and encodes 350 amino acids. Gene Ontology annotation, molecular function: cyclin-dependent protein serine/threonine kinase activity; ATP binding. The transcript has a single exon.